Messenger RNA from Diachasma alloeum, 937 nucleotides. RefSeq names its product protein obstructor-E. The coding region runs from base 95 to 787 and encodes 230 amino acids. Lineage: Eukaryota; Metazoa; Arthropoda; Insecta; Hymenoptera; Braconidae. The transcript is spliced from 5 exons. The record is from RefSeq and is a predicted model, not a curated record. Gene Ontology annotation, cellular component: extracellular region. Gene Ontology annotation, molecular function: chitin binding.
UCAUCCAAAGAGGAAAUCCGAGAUAAUCCUAGAACCCCAGUGAAAAUACCUCUCCCCAACCCGUAAAUAGUCCAUUUCAUUUAUAAAAAUAAUAAUGAGGGUGUUCUUGAUAUUUCUGGCUGUCGCAUCGGUCUCCUACGGCGCCUUCAAUUGCCCCAAAAAAGACGGUCAGUACGAGGACCCAGUGCAGUGUGAUAAGUACUACCACUGCGAGGAUGGCGUAGCUACUGAAAAAUUAUGCCCAGACGGACUCGUAUUCGAUCCCCUCAAUCGCAAGAUCAACAAGUGCGAUCACGUAUUCAACGUCGACUGCGGUGAACGUCUGGAAUUACAGCCACCGCAACCGACCAAGAAGUGCCCGAGGAGAAAUGGCUUCUUCGCUCAUCCAGACCCAACAGUUUGCAAUGUUUUCUAUAAUUGCAUUGAUGGAGAGUCCGUGGAGAUUACUUGCACUACUGGACUGCAUUUCGACGAGUUCACUGGCACCUGCGUGUGGCCGGACAGCGCGGGACGAGAGAAUUGUGGAGCUGUUGGAAAGACACUGAAGGACGGAUUCGAGUGCCCCAAGGACCGUCAAGUGGAUACGAGAGGAAUGCUCGUGGAUCAUCCGAAAUAUGCACAUCCGGAUGAUUGUCAGAAGUUUUAUGUAUGUCUGAAUGGAGAGACGCCACGAGAGCAAGGCUGCAGUGACGGUACUGUCUACAAUGAGGCGACGCAGAUGUGUGAUGCACCUGAGAAUGUUCCCGGCUGUGAGGACUGGUACAAGGACGACGCCAAGAAGCCCUAGGGCGCCAUUGAGGCACCAGCUGUCCCGCAUCGGGACCCAGGCGUUUCAACUUUCACCAAAAUUCCGGCUCGAACGCCAAAAAAAAACAAAAAAUUACUGUAGCCAUGUAAAUGUUUUUAUUUUUAAUAAAACCCUGUCUCAUUAACUGUA